Amblyraja radiata (thorny skate) is the source of this 2202-nucleotide messenger RNA. Its product is annotated as F-box/LRR-repeat protein 20. NCBI's taxonomy places the organism in Eukaryota, Metazoa, Chordata, Chondrichthyes, Rajiformes, Rajidae. Gene Ontology annotation, cellular component: SCF ubiquitin ligase complex. The coding region runs from base 161 to 1459 and encodes 432 amino acids. Gene Ontology annotation, molecular function: protein binding. The record is from RefSeq and is a predicted model, not a curated record. The transcript is spliced from 15 exons. Gene Ontology annotation, biological process: SCF-dependent proteasomal ubiquitin-dependent protein catabolic process.
GGAGAGUCCGGUCUGUGUGUGUGUGUGUUUUUUGUUUUAAUGUUUUUGUUGAAAAGUUGAAGCCGCCGGGAGAAUAGAAACCAGAGCGGGAUUAUUAGCAGCAGCGCCGCGGCCCAGCGGGCGUGUGGUGGGGCGGCGGCGGCGGCGGGGGGGCAGCAGGAUGAAUGGAGUCACCAAGAGCAGGUUUGAGAUGUUCGCGAAUAACGAUGAAGCUGCGAUAAACAAGAAACUCCCAAAGGAACUUUUACUCAGAAUAUUCUCCUUUCUGGACGUAGUCACCUUGUGUCGCUCUGCUCAAGUCUCUAGGUACUGGAAUGUCCUGGCACUGGAUGGUAGUAACUGGCAACGGAUCGACCUGUUUGACUUCCAAAGAGAUAUAGAGGGCCGAGUAGUAGAGAAUAUUUCUAAACGAUGCGGUGGUUUUUUACGAAAACUUAGUCUGAGAGGAUGCCUUGGAGUGGGAGACAACUCUUUACGGACCUUUGCUCAGAAUUGCAGGAAUAUCGAACAGUUAAAUUUGAAUGGAUGCACAAAAAUCACAGAUGCAACCUGUACUAGUCUAAGUAAAUUUUGCUCGAAGCUAAGAAGUUUGGAUCUAGCGUCAUGCACGUCGAUCACAAACUUUUCUUUGAAGGCUCUGAGUGAGGGAUGUCCGCUUCUAGAACAGUUGAAUAUAUCCUGGUGUGAUCAGGUAACAAAGGAUGGAAUUCAAGCACUGGUGAGGGGCUGCGGUGGACUGAAGGCUCUGUUUCUGAAAGGAUGCACACAGCUUGAAGAUGAAGCUUUGAAGUACAUUGGUGCUCACUGUCCCGAGCUGGUCACUCUGAACCUUCAGACUUGCUCUCAGAUCACAGACGAGGGGCUGAUAACGAUUUGCAGAGGAUGCCAUAAACUGCAGUCACUCUGUGUCUCUGGCUGUAGUAACAUCACUGAUGCUAUUUUGAAUGCAUUGGGACAGAAUUGCAUUCGACUUAGAAUAUUAGAGAUUGCUAGAUGUUCGCAGUUAACAGAUGUGGGAUUCACCACGUUAGCCCGAAAUUGCCAUGAGCUUGAGAAGAUGGACCUGGAAGAGUGUGUUCAGAUUACAGACAAUACUUUAAUACAGCUUUCUAUUUACUGUCCACGGCUCCAAGUGUUGAGUUUGUCUCACUGUGAAUUGAUCACUGACGACGGUAUCCGCCAUCUUGGGAACGGGGCCUGUGCUCAUGACAGAUUGGAAGUGAUAGAAUUGGAUAACUGCCCGCUGAUCACAGACGCCUCGCUGGAGCAUCUAAAGAACUGUCACAGUCUGGAGAGGAUAGAGCUGUACGAUUGUCAACAGAUAACACGUGCUGGGAUCAAGAGACUCCGAACUCACUUACCCAACAUCAAAGUCCAUGCCUACUUUGCUCCAGUGACACCUCCUGCAUCAGUGAGUGGUGGUCGUCAGCGUUUCUGCAAGUGCUGCAUUGUUCUAUGACACCAACUUUGUCCUGCCCAAAUCUAUUUAAAUAGCAUUGCAAUGGAGGCGAUUGAACACGUCGUCAGUGGCGAUCCUGGUGCAUUGUGAGACUGUAUAGUAAGGGCUGUCCAAUCACUGUGGCUAUGACUGAUCGCAUGGUUACCAGGCAGCACCUGUGAUGCCCAUGUCUGUGGGUGCAGAUAUGUAGUAGUCCCAUCACUGUAUGAUUCAAUUCAGAUUCUCCCAACAACACGGAUAAUUUAUUUUUUUGGAUUUUUGAGGGGAAAGAAAAUUAGAUUCCAUGUGUUGCAGUGGGGGAAAUUCUUUACAUACCCGCUCGAGAAAAAUGUAAUGCAACCUGCCAACACACACGUACUGUGAGACACAACCACAUUAUACUGUGCACUAACCCUUUUGCCCACUAUUCUUUCUGCAUGGAAAAGGAAGGGAAUUGUAACAUGGAAUUUGUGGCACGUUGGCCUGUGAAAGCUUUGCACAAGAGUUUCUUCUUGGUCCAAACCGACUGCAUAUCUGUCAUUCCUUCCCUGGAAAAGAGGCUACCAGCUGGCAUUUUAGGCUCUGCAGCUCACUAUUUCUGCUGUCUUGCACAGUUUGGCCUGUGCUACGGUCCUGCAUCCUGUAGCAUCAAGGUCAUUUGUUUUCUUCUUGAGAUACGCUGAAUAUUUUUGUUUCUUGUGAAAUGUUUGAGUCAAUGGUCUCUCCGCCCGAACGCACGGAGUACGGUUCCUCAGGUUAAUGGA